Aspergillus luchuensis is the source of this 816-nucleotide messenger RNA. RefSeq names its product cytochrome c oxidase assembly protein COX14. The transcript has 2 exons. NCBI's taxonomy places the organism in Eukaryota, Fungi, Ascomycota, Eurotiomycetes, Eurotiales, Aspergillaceae. The record is from RefSeq and is a predicted model, not a curated record. The coding region runs from base 1 to 816 and encodes 271 amino acids.
AUGUCCCGCUCCGCUGCAGACGCGACCCGGUUCACGGCCACCGGUCCCUACGCGCACUCCAAGCCCGGCUCGGCCAGCUCGGCGGCCCCCUACAAGCUCCCUAGCUCGAUGGCCAAGCCCACCUCCCAGCAACAGCAACAGCCGCAGCUAAACGCCAAUGGCAGACCGGAGUCUCCCAAGGAAAAGGUCGAGCGGUUGAGGGCCCAGGCCCGCGCGGCCCGGUUAGCUCAGUCGACAUCGCGGGUGGAUCAGAUGAUUGAAGUAGGACGUCGAUUUGCGAACAAGGCGCAUAAGACGAUGGUGUACACGCUGAUUGCUGCAUCCGGUGUCUGCGGAGCUCUAACAGUUUACUCUGUCAUCUCUCUAACGCUAUACAACCGUCGGCAGCGGGCUCUGUGGGUGGAGAAGGAAAUGCAGAGACUGCAGGAUGCGAAGACGGCGUAUGCUGCCGGUACGGCCAACACGGAGCAAUUGGAGCUGUUGAAGAAUGAGAAGAUCGGGGAGAUCUUCCAGCAGAAGAAGGAGGAGGCUAAGGCGCAGCGGCCCUGGAAUCAGGUCAAGAAUUUCAUCUUCGGUGGUUUGAAGCAGGAUGAGAAGGCCGCCGCUGAUAGCAGCAGCUCUAUCCCCGAUAGUGUUUUGGAGGGCGGCAACAAGUCCGCUGUGCUGGAGGCGCUGAACGCUAAGGCUGCGGAGGAUGCGGCCAAGUCUACUGCUCCUGCUGUUCCCAAGGGCCAGCUGGAUGCGUUGGCUGAGAACGCCGAAGAUGCUGCGAAGCAGUCGACGCGAAGCUGGAAGAGCUGGUUUACUGGACGGUAA